This is a messenger RNA of Trichoderma atroviride IMI 206040, 3131 nucleotides long. The record is from RefSeq and is a predicted model, not a curated record. NCBI's taxonomy places the organism in Eukaryota, Fungi, Ascomycota, Sordariomycetes, Hypocreales, Hypocreaceae.
AUGGCGCUCAAUUCGCAAUUCAUUGCUUCAAUAUUUUCUGCUAGAAAUGAAAAUAGCUUCUCACUUGCGAAUGCGAGCGUGGACUUUGCUCUCGUCAGAGUGGAAGUUCCCAAGCAAUUCGAAGGAUUGGGCAAUGCACUCUCUCAACACCGUCGACAAAAUGCCGAGUCCGGGUCACAACAUAGAAUAGCUCGCAGGCUUGGGGCCUUGUUCGAGCAGAUUAUUCCGAACAUCGAAAUUCUCACUGCUGCAUAUGGGGAGAGAGCCUCAGAAAUUGCGACCUCGCCCCUAUUCGAUCUGAAGAACGUUGAUCACGGUCCGUUUUCCGGUCAUGUGGGAGUAGACGGCACUUCUAUCUACGCAGCAGUAUCUUCUGGACCAAGUAUCAUCGCACUACAUCUGCUUGCUUGUAUGCUGGCUCGAAUGUUUUCCAAUGUUGAGGCCACGGCUAUCUGGAUGCAGCUCGUUGACGGUCGGCUGAAAGAUCUCGAAAGGGCUUCCGAGACUUCUCAAAUACAGGGCCUUGCAGCUUUAUAUGCGGCGGAACAGGGCCGUCAGAUCUUGCGAGACGAUCUAGCGAGCUGGGACGCCAGCGCACGCGCGUGGUUGCAGACCGCGAACGAAGUGAAGAAGCGCGAAGAUACGCAAUUGAAACUCAUUGUCAAGAACAUUCCAUCAAUACACAGCUCCGGUACAACCUACUCAAACGUGGUGGAGAACUGGAUUUUGGCGAUGAAGACGGCCCAAGACCUGAUACAGGGCGUACCACAGGAUGUAACAAAUGGCUCUGUAAUAUUGGGACUCAUGUCAUGGCACAUCUAUCCAGACUUGAACGUCUUCUCUCCGAACCGAGAUGUUAAAUUCAACGAUCGGCUUGUUAAGCCUGGGGGCGUUAUCACUCUUGGGCUAGAGGCAAAAGAGAAGAAUUGCUCUGGAGUUAGCUGGUCAGUGUCGCUUUCACACUUGCGUUUCUAUGGAGAUCCGGUUGUUAUUGAAAAGCGAUUUGAAGAGGACAGUGACCGGAUCACAGUUGAAGAGCUCCGCUACAUCACUUUCGGAUGUGUCCUUGGAAGUUGGGCCCAGCCAGCAUCAAUUUAUAUCGAGGAAGCAGCAGAAUGUUUUUCCGCACUGGGAGAAGCCAUUGGAUAUUGCAGCAACUCGACCGACGAUAAAAGCUAUGAUAUCGCCCUAGGCUGGAUCACCCCUCUCAUUGAUACAGCAAAUAGUUUCCUAUCUGCUGUCGAAAAGGAGAGAGAGACAGCGCUCUACUUCAUUGAAUUCGGCCGACGGAGAGGCCGGAAUUUCCUGGACGAUAAAUUUCGCGAUAUUGUCCCCAUGUUUGGGCUGCUUAAUCCAUACCUUCUAUUCAGACUUUCGCCAGAUUUUUUUGAGCCCAAAUUUGACGAGGCGGCCCAGGGCGGUUUUAGUUACGAAGGCAAUUGGGAAUAUGCUUCCGCAGUUCCCAUCGCACGUCAAAGCAGAAAACGGGCUUACGGGGGAGAGCCCCAAGUUAUACAACGGAUUGGAGCCCCGGAGGAUUUUACUGGCUACCGGAUGAAACUGCCUUUAUGCGCAUUCAAGGCUGCAACUGUGCUAAAACAGACAAAGCGUCUUGUCACUCCUAUUGCCCAUGUGCGGAGCAAGGGCUCCAAUGCACUUCACAGUGUUUGUGCCUAUCAACUUUUGCGGGCACGGAGCGAAUUCUACAGUGCGCAAACGUUCGAAGCUGUCAGCCCACCUCAGGAAUACGCUCAGAAUUCUUGUUCAACAUACGAUAGCACAGACGAACAGUACGGUCGCUUUAUAAAUUCCCUAGAGGAGCCAGAGUACCAAUAUCACCCUCCUUGUUUGCGCAAUGCAACUGAGCCUGCAGGUCUAUUCUGGUCCGUGGAGGCGAAUGGAACCGCCGCGUUGCUUCUCAGAAAUUCAGCCGAGGUUAAGGUUCCCUCGUACACGCUUCCCAAGUUAACAGCUAUCCUUCGCUCCAGUGCCCUGGAUCCCAGCUUCUUGAGAGAAUACCUCGAAGAACUUCCAGAAACUGGAAUAAUGGACUGCUCAGAUUCUUUGGAUGGGGUGUAUCAACAAAGCGCUCUAUUUUUUAGAUCUUUGAGAGCCAUAUCUGCUAUAUCAGACUUGUACAGCGAUUGGCCGGGAGCGACGAUGUCAAUUGGCAUUACCAAGCAGCCCAUAGGGCGUGCAAACUGGGCUACUAAUGUUUUUGAUCAGACUGAACGCGAGGAAGAAAAGUUCUGGCGAGCCAUCAAGUUUUCGUGCCUGGCAAUGCUUGAAUCCGGUGGAUGCGACUUGCACCCAGACCAAGUUAAGCACGUCAUGGCCAUGGCGACCGGGAAUUCUAUCUAUACUUCAGAGGCCCUGCUUCAAGACCCGGCAUUGCAAGACCACUCAGGUAAACCACCUUUCAAGGGAAUUCGACGUAUUCAUGGUAACUUGGGCUAUCCUGGCGUUGUCAUGCUCAUCCCGCCCCCAGUGCCUCGGGUGCUGCAAGCCAACUCGAUGCGAGGGAGAUUUGUUCAGGCGGCUAGCUUUGAUGGACAGCCCAAGAACUCUUUCACUCAGACAUCCCUACACCUUAAGCUUACCGACUACAAAGUUCCAUUGGCUAAUGCUCGAGGCGCUGUUGACGCAGACAUUGUGAUGCGCGAGGCUUUAAUGUCAGUGUACGAUGGAUCAAGAUGGGUCGCUGAUUUGGACAUCAUACGUGCAUUACAGAGCCAAGACUUGACUCGUUUCUUCGGCUGCAGUUGCGUCCGCGACGAUGUUGAUAACAAAACUCUUUGUCAGCUUCUCGCCGACAAGUUCGGCAAUCAGCUCAAAGUAAUAACUUCAUGGGAAGAGCUUCUCUUAUACCAAGAGAAUUUAAUGGUUGGGGAGUUUGGUACUGUGCUUGUCUAUGGGAGCUGGUUUGCCCGACUGGCUGUGACAACAGUCGCAUUUCAGAUGAAAUAUCCUGCGAUUACUUUGCCAUCUCACUGCAUAUGUUUCCAAUGUGGACAGAAGAUUCUGGGGGAGGGUUCUUGGACUUCGCCAGUAAAAGAGUCGACGUCUCCCCUACUGUUUAUUAUAUAAUUCGCAAUGGCCAUCAUCUAUGGCAACUAAAUAUUAGACACAGC